Talaromyces proteolyticus is the source of this 1002-nucleotide messenger RNA. RefSeq names its product putative alpha-L-arabinofuranosidase precursor. NCBI's taxonomy places the organism in Eukaryota, Fungi, Ascomycota, Eurotiomycetes, Eurotiales, Trichocomaceae. The record is from RefSeq and is a predicted model, not a curated record. The transcript has a single exon. Gene Ontology annotation, biological process: L-arabinose metabolic process. Bases 1 to 1002 code for a protein of 333 amino acids. Gene Ontology annotation, molecular function: alpha-L-arabinofuranosidase activity.
AUGAUUUCAUUUGCCACUGUGUACCUGGCAGUGCUCCCAGUUGUAGCUGGCCGAGCACUGCUCGGGGUUAGAGAUGCUUCGGUGGCCUCGAGUACCUGUGCUCUUCCGUCGACGUAUGAGUGGUCAUCAACCGGAUCGCUAGCGAGCCCGCGGACGGGUUUUGUCUCUGUUAAGGAUUUCAGCCACGUUCCAUACAAUGGCCAGCAUCUCGUGUAUGCGUCAGACGUCAAUUCUGGAGGAAGCUAUGGUUCCUUACAGUUCAGUCUUUUCUCGGACUGGUCUGAGAUGACCUCGGCGAGCCAGAAUACGAUGAAUACAGGAGCAGUCGCGCCUUGCCUUUUCUACUUCACUCCAAAGAGCGUAUGGGUACUCGCCUACGAAUGGGGGGCGAGCCCAUUCAAUUACAUGACGUCAAGUGAUCCUACCAAUGCAAAUGGAUGGUCAUCGCCGCAGUCGCUCUCCACUGGAAGCCUCUCCAGCUCAAGCACGGGCCCUAUCGACCCGGCACUCAUUGGUGAUGACACGAAUAUGUAUUUGUUCUUUGCUGGAGAUGAUGGCAAAAUUUACCGGUCCAGCAUGGCCCUCGAUGAGUUCCCGAGCAGCUUCGGCUCGUCUGCAACAGUGGUCCUUAGCGAUUCGACGGACAACCUGUUUGAAGCCGUUCAGGUAUACUCUGUCGAGGGCCAGAAUCAGUAUCUCAUGAUCGUCGAGGCGAUUGGAGCAAAUGGGAGGUACUUCCGCUCAUUCACCGCUACUAGUCUAAACGGAUCCUGGACAUCGCAAGCCACAAGUGAAUCAGCGCCGUUCGCUGGCAAGGCCAACAGCGGUUCCACCUGGACCAACGACAUCAGUAGCGGCGACCUCAUUCGCAGCAGUGCUGAUUAUACGAUGCCCAUCGAUCCUUGCAACCUGCAAUUCCUCUACCAAGGGCGAGCCACCGAUUCCAGUGGCUCUUAUAACCUCCUGCCUUAUCGGCCCGGUCUUCUGACACUGAAGACCUAG